AUGCCCUUCGGCUACAAACCCUACCCUUCAAACGACGACGACUACAUUGGCAACGAGAGUUGCAACGAUUACAUUGACUUCCUUAACUUUGAUCAUCACAAUGCUCUUGCUCCAUCCAAGGAUAACAAGAAGGUUAGAAGGUGUAUUAGAAAUAAGGAAGAGAAGAAAGAGUUUCCUCCUCCUAUACCUUUCUUAGCUCAAACACAAAACCUUGCUUCCCAUAUGCCAUAUGUGUUGAAAAGAUUCUACACUAAUGAGGGUAGGUUGAUCAUCAAGGAAGAGAAAGUGAAACAUCAUGAAUAUUUUCAUGCACGAAGAGAAAAUGGUAGACUCACCUUGGAGCUUGUUCCACUUGAUCAUGACGAUUACAAUUUCUUUGCGAGAAGUGACGAAGAACAAGAACAAGAACAAGAAGAAGAAGAAGAAGAAGAAGAGGAGUUAGCAUCACCACCAACAAGACCACAUGAAGAAACCAAUGAUCUUCAUGUUCAUCAAAGUGUUGUUACUAAUGAUAGUUUUGAAGAAGAAGAAAAAGAUGAACAAGAAGAUGAAUAUAAGGACAAUGUUCAAAAGAGUUUUAGUGAUGAGGUUGUUGUGGAAAAUGAGAAUGGGAUAAUAGGUGGUGCAAAUAGUAGAGGAAAUUGUUUGAAUUGCAAAGUGGCUCCUAAGGGUAUUUUUGGGGUAAUGCCUCUGCAUCCUAUUAGGACAGUUCGUAGUUGAUGAGUUUGUUACUUGUUAGAUACAUGCAUUUGUUAAGCUUUUAGACUCUUCAAUGGCUAGGGAUUGUAUUUCUUGGCAAG
Molecule: messenger RNA, 800 nt
Organism: Medicago truncatula (barrel medic)
Lineage: Eukaryota; Viridiplantae; Streptophyta; Magnoliopsida; Fabales; Fabaceae
Exons: 1
Coding region: 1-720 (239 amino acids)
Source: RefSeq, a predicted model, not a curated record